Messenger RNA from Populus euphratica (Euphrates poplar), 1784 nucleotides. Its product is annotated as cytochrome b561 and DOMON domain-containing protein At5g47530-like. The transcript has 3 exons. The record is from RefSeq and is a predicted model, not a curated record. The coding region runs from base 345 to 1574 and encodes 409 amino acids. Lineage: Eukaryota; Viridiplantae; Streptophyta; Magnoliopsida; Malpighiales; Salicaceae.
ACCUUGUCAGUGGCUUUAGUUCUCCCAUUAGAGCAUGAGGAGGCUGGAGCUGUGUCAAGGGCGGCUUCAAUUAUACGUAUGAACGCGAUGCCGGAGGCUGAACAAAUGUCAUUGAGAAGGUUCCUCCUGUGCUACUUUCUGAAAGUGACAGGAAAUGAUGCAUUGCUUCCUGACAAAUCUUAAAUCAUAGUUACUUAACUACAGAAUAAAUUCGUUUUUAAUUUAAAGUUAUCCUCUGAUUGAGCCUCGAAAACUGUACAAGCCACGUAAAAAGGUUUGAGACAUCCUUGUGGAAUUCAUCAUCAUCAUAUAGAGAAACAUACAACGAAGUGAGAGUUACAAAAAUGGCAUCCACUGCUGUUACUACGUUCAUAGUUUUCAUAGCAGUCUUAUUCUUGCUCGUGAACAGCAGUGCUGCUCAUUACAUCCCAUGUAGUGAAUCUCUCAUUACGAUAGCCCAGGAAAAAAACAUUUCACACUGCAAGAAAUUGACCACUCUAGGAGCUGAGUUUGGAUGGGAAGUCAGUAAACACAACGAGAGCCAAGUUGACAUUCUCAUUGGCACAAAGCUAAAUAAUGCAGAAAUGGUGUGGCUAGCCUGGGGUGUGAACCCAGAGGACAAGCCACAGAUGGUUGGAACAAGAGCAAUAAUAGGCAUCAGGCAACUGAAUGGCUCACUCGGUGCCAACACCUAUAAUAUCACAGGUGAUACCAAGCUAGGUUGCAAGCUACAGCCUUCAGAAAUUGAUGUCCAUGUUACGAGUAUGAAAUUAGAUUAUGUGACAUCAUUAGACUACCUCACGCUAUAUGCAACAAUUGUACUUCCUUCAAUGUACAAUAUUUCAAGACUGAAUCAUGUGUGGCAAGUUGGAUAUGAUGCCCAAGGAGCAGAACCCUCGAUGCAUCCCACAGCUCUCCAGAAUGUUGACAGUACAGAAACAAUAGACUUGAAGAAUGGAUUGGCUCAUCAUGUGGGAGAGUUCGAGGGUCGUCUCAGAAAGAUUCAUGGCGUCUUGAACAUUAUAGGGUGGGGAACCUUCUUGCCUGCUGGUGUGAUAAUCGCAAGAUAUUUCCCAUAUCCAUUAGCACUCGGAAGUUAUAGGUAUCAUCUUCAUGUUGGCUGCCAAAUUAUAGGGUACAAUCUUGGUGUAGCUGGGUGGAGCGUUGGCCUAUGGCUAGGACAAGCUUCUAAACACUACUCCUUUAAAAUCCACAGGCUUUUUGCCAUAUUUAUAUUCACCUUCACAACAUUACAAAUGUUGGCAUUGCACUUGAAACCGCGUAAAAGGGACGAGUAUAGGAAGUACUGGAACAUGUACCAUCAUUUUCUGGGCUAUGCUCUGCUUGCCGUGAUCUCAGUAAACAUUUUUCAUGGCAUUGACAUCUUGAAGCCCGACCACUCCUGGAAAUGGGCUUACGUUGGAAUCCUUGGGGUGUUUGCUGUCAUUGUUAUAGCUCUUGAGAUCUUCACUUGGGCCAAGUUUCUUACCGAGAAUAAAGAACAUAAAACCGGUAAGCCGGAAUCUGGAUCUGGAGGGACUGCUGCUGCUCAAACUCAAACCACCACCCCUUGAAAGUCUAGCCUAUCUACGAGAUUAGAGUCAUCAGGUUCUUAACCAUUUGCAUAUUCUACUUAGACUCCGUUUUCCUUUGUCCAUUUUGACUUUCGGAUACACCCCUUUGUUGCUUGAUCCUUCUGUAUUGUGUAGUCAUAAGAAAUUGUUGUGAUUUUGGAACAACUGCCAUGACAUUUUAGUUUCUUGAAUAAGCUGCCAUUGAUUUGC